Messenger RNA from Triticum aestivum (bread wheat), 1461 nucleotides. Its product is annotated as RHOMBOID-like protein 13. The transcript is spliced from 2 exons. Lineage: Eukaryota; Viridiplantae; Streptophyta; Magnoliopsida; Poales; Poaceae. Gene Ontology annotation, molecular function: serine-type endopeptidase activity. The record is from RefSeq and is a predicted model, not a curated record. Gene Ontology annotation, cellular component: membrane. The coding region runs from base 284 to 1099 and encodes 271 amino acids.
AAAGAAAUACGUAUCCCCGAAUCGAACUCGAACAGUCUAGGGCAUUGGACUCCCACGCCCCAGAAGCCGCUCGAACGAAUCCCCUCCAAGAAUCCCAAGAGAUCCGUUCAUCAGGCCAGCCACUGAUCCCCUCUUCGAUCAGCGAGCACCAAAUCCGCCUCUUUUUGGAGGGGAGGCGCUGCUAGAUCCUCUGCUCCCGAUCCACAAAUUCCAGCGGAGCAUUCCUGAUCUUCGUCAACCUCGGGCCACAGUCUCGGUGAAGAAGCUAGGUCCGGCAGGCACCAUGGGGAAGCCUCUGAUCUACGAGAUACUGGAGAAGCCGGCGAGCAGCGGCGUGAUAGCCCUCUGCUCCCUCAUCUGGUUCCUCAUCCAGAAGAGGGGCAUCGGGUACGCGGACGUGGGGCUGAGCUACGAGGCGGCCGUGGAGGGCGGGCAGCACUGGCGGCUCAUCACCGCCGCCUUCUCGCACGUCAGCGUGGUGCACCUGGUGUUCAACAUGAGCGCGCUGUGGAGCCUCGGCGCCGUGGAGCAGGCCGCCGGGCUGGGCGUCCAGUACUACCUCCACUACACCCUCGUGCUGGUGGUGCUGUCCGGGCUGCUCGUGCUGGGGAUCUACCACGUGAUGAUCCGGAGGUUCAAGGUGGACUACUUCCGGAGGGUGACCGCCGUGGGCUACUCGUGCGUCGUCUUCGGGUGGAUGACCAUCCUGGCCGCCAAGCAGCCGUCGUCCAAGCUCAACCUCUUCGGGGUCCUCUCGCUGCCCAUCAGCUUCGCGCCCUUCGAGUCGCUCAUAUUCACAUCCAUCAUGGUUCCCCAGGCCAGCUUCAUCGGCCACCUGUCGGGGAUCAUCGUUGGCUACUCCAUUGCCUGGGGUUUGAUUCAUGGGAUGAAUAACUACUGGGCGAUCACAAUGCUCGGGUGGAUCGUGCUGGUCUUCGUCUUGAGCUUGAAGCGCACGGGGUCUUUGGAGAUGAGGUUUAUCGAGAUUGAGCCAGUUACGGAUCCCUCGCUGCUGUCUGUUGGUUUGGUCGCCUCCAGAAAUGGCAGGGCUCUGCAAAUGGAUAUGCUGCCCGGAAGAGGAGUUGCGGAUUUUGUAUGACCUUCAGUCAGUGUGGAAGAGCUGCUCACUGAAAUGUUUGAUAGGUCUUGUUUCAGGUUGUAAAAUUGUAUCAUGUUGACACAACCCUAUACUUUCAGUUUUGAGAAUCUGGUGUUAUGGGUUUCUUUCGUCAUCUCAGAUGUGAAAGUUCUUUUAUCUCAACUUCCAGGUGCAUGUUCAUUUCGAACAGAAAGGAAGGAAUCCUUUUUGUGAAGUAGCAUGUAAAGGAAUUGAAAUCAUGUAGGAAAAGAACAACUGAAUUUGUGCUGUACAUAUCAGAUUAUUUCUAUCCUAAUGUGUAAAUUCAAGUUAUAACCCAAGAUAUUGUUUUUCAUACGGAUGAUAUAUGUAGCUUGGAUGAA